AUGUGCAUAUCCUCAGGGGGUGCUUGUGGAUAUAAUCAGACCUCAAGUAGAUUCGUCUGCUAUUGUAUAGACGAGCAACAAAACCUUACUUGCGGUUCUAGAAAAAAGGAUGCAGGCAUCCAUGCAGGCAUCUCUCAUGGAGCAAUAGCAGGCAUUGUGGCUUCUUCUGGAUUGGUGGUGGUCGUUCUUAUAGUCAUAGGUUUGUUCUGUCUCAUCAGCCGGAGAAAGAAAAUGCAGGCAGCUCAAUACACAAGCAAAGACUUGCCAAUAUCAUCUUAUUCGAGUAGGGAAACAUCAAGAAAUCCAACUUCCACAACAAUCUCCUCACGCAGCAAUCACUCUCUUCUUCCCUCAAUCUCUGGUGUCUACUCUGGAGUUCAAGUCUUUAGCUAUGAAGAACUUGAGAAAGCCACUGAGAAUUUCUCUAGAGAGCUCGGAGAUGGAGGCUUCGGUACCGUCUAUUACGGCGUCUUGAAGGAUGGGCGAGCUGUAGCAGUGAAACGACUAUACGAAAGAUCGCUAAAACGAGUAGAACAAUUCAAAAACGAGAUCGAAAUCUUGAAAUCGUUGAAGCAUUCAAAUCUUGUGAUACUCUACGGAUGCACAUCGAGACAUAGCAGAGAGCUUUUGCUCGUCUACGAGUACAUUUCAAACGGAACUCUCGCCGAUCAUCUCCACGGCGAUCGUGCUGAAUCUCGUCCUCUUUGCUGGUCAGUUCGUCUUAACGUCGCAAUCGAAACCGCAAGUGCAUUAUCCUUUCUCCACGUAAAAGGGAUCAUUCAUAGAGACGUCAAGACUACAAACAUUCUACUAGAUGAGAAUCACAGUGUAAAAGUAGCUGAUUUCGGUCUCUCACGGUUGUUUCCGAUGGAUCAAACUCACAUUUCCACCGCACCGCAAGGCACUCCAGGAUACGUCGAUCCAGAGUACUAUCAAUGCUACCGUCUAAACGAGAAGAGCGAUGUUUACAGCUUCGGAGUCGUACUCACCGAACUCAUAUCUUCCAAAGAAGCAGUCGACAUCACCAGACAUCGUCACGAUAUCAACCUCGCAAACAUGGCCAUCGCUAAAAUCCAGAACAACGCGCUUCACGAGCUAGUGGAUCCGAGUCUUGGAUUCGAGAAGGAUCCGGAAGUGAGGAGGAAGAUGAUGUCGGUGGCUGAGCUUGCGUUCCGAUGUCUGCAACAGGAGAGAGAAGUCAGGCCAUCGAUGGACGAGAUCGUGGAGAUUUUGAGAGGGAUCAAGGGGAAGACCGGCGAGUCACCGGAUGUGGUUGACAUCGAGGGAAGCGGCGGAGAUGACGUUGGAUUGCUGAGGCAUAGUGUUCCUCCGCCGAUCUCGCCGGAGACUGACAAGUGGACGAGCAGUUCGGAUACGGCGGCGAGUUCAUUUUGA
Messenger RNA from Arabis nemorensis, 1395 nucleotides. Lineage: Eukaryota; Viridiplantae; Streptophyta; Magnoliopsida; Brassicales; Brassicaceae. The record is from the annotation of a GenBank genome assembly.